Egretta garzetta (little egret) is the source of this 3640-nucleotide messenger RNA. RefSeq names its product BRCA1 associated protein 1 (gene BAP1). The record is from RefSeq and is a predicted model, not a curated record. Gene Ontology annotation, molecular function: cysteine-type deubiquitinase activity. Gene Ontology annotation, biological process: ubiquitin-dependent protein catabolic process; protein deubiquitination. The transcript has 17 exons. Gene Ontology annotation, cellular component: cytoplasm. NCBI's taxonomy places the organism in Eukaryota, Metazoa, Chordata, Aves, Pelecaniformes, Ardeidae. Bases 22 to 2205 code for a protein of 727 amino acids.
GAAAGGUGCUGAAGAGCCCAUAUGGUGCCUGAGCAACUGGGAGCAGGACAGUCCCAGGCGUCCCCUUCCCGCUAUGCUGGAAAAGGUCUCUUCACACUCCUGGUCGAAGAUUUUGGGGUCAAGGGAGUGCAGGUUGAAGAGAUUUAUGAUCUGCAGAGCAAAUGCCAAGGCCCUGUGUAUGGGUUCAUCUUCCUGUUCAAGUGGAUUGAGGAGCGCAGAUCACGCCGGAAGGUCUCUACCCUGGUGGAUGAGACAUCAGUGAUCGAUGAUGACAUCGUUAAUAACAUGUUCUUUGCUCACCAGCUGAUCCCCAAUUCCUGUGCCACCCAUGCCCUGCUGAGCGUCCUCCUGAACUGCAACAAUGUCGAUCUGGGCCCCACGCUGAGCCGCAUGAAGGAUUUCACCAAAGGAUUCAGCCCUGAGAGUAAAGGCUAUGCCAUCGGCAACGCCCCAGAGCUGGCCAAGGCCCAUAACAGCCAUGCCAGGCCAGAGCCACGGCACUUGCCGGAAAAGCAGAAUGGCAUCAGUGCUGUGCGAACCAUGGAGGCUUUUCAUUUUGUCAGUUAUGUCCCCAUCAAGGGACGGCUGUUUGAGCUGGACGGGCUGAAGGUCUAUCCCAUUGACCACGGGCCAUGGGCUGAUGACGAGGAAUGGACGGACAAAGCCAGGAGAGUAAUCAUGGAGCGCAUUGGCCUGGCCACUGCAGGGGAGCCAUACCAUGACAUCCGCUUCAACCUGAUGGCGGUGGUGCCUGAUCGGAGGAUGAAGUAUGAGUCCAAACUGCACAUCCUGAAGAUGAACCGCCAGACUGUGCUGGAGGCCUUGCAGCAGCUUAUCCGAGUAACUCAGCCUGAGCUGAUCCAGACCCAGAAGUCUCAGGAGUCUCAGCCCCCAGAAGAGGCAAAGCUAGCCAGCAGCAAGACUGCAACUCCAGAGAGCACCCAUCCAGAUGGCACCGAUGAGCCUGCCAGCCUGGGCCACCCUGCAGCCACGCAGAGCCCACCCAGCAAAUCCAAACCGGUGGCAAAGACGUCAGCGAGCAGUAUCAACGGGGCGCCUCCAGCAAACCCCAACCCCAUCGUGCAGAGGUUGCCAGCCUUCCUGGAUAAUCACAACUAUGCCAAAUCCCCCAUGCAGGAGGAGGAAGAUCUGGCAGCAGGAGUGGGUCGCAGCCGGGUCCCAGUCCGACAGCACCAGCAGUACUCGGAUGAUGAGGAUGACUAUGAUGAUGAUGAUGAGGAGGAAGUUCGUAACACCAACUCGGCCAUCAGGUACAAAAGGAAAGGGCAGGUAAAGCAGGAGCACGGGAUGGGGGCUGCGGAUGGCCAGCUCUCCGUCCUCCAGCCCAACACCAUCAACGUCCUGGCCGAGAAGCUGAAGGAGUCUCAGAAGGACCUUUCCAUUCCCCUGUCCAUCAAGACAAGCGGUGGGGGCGCUGCUGUGGCGGUGGUCACCCACUCCCAGCCCUCUCCCACGCCCAGCAACGAGAGCACGGACACUGCCUCGGAGAUCGGCAGUGCCUUCAACUCCCCGCUGCGCUCUCCCAUCCGCUCGGCCAACCCCACCCGCCCCUCCAGCCCCGUCACCUCCCACAUCUCCAAGGUGCUCUUUGGUGAGGAGGACGGUCUGCUGCGAGUCGACUGCAUGCGCUACAACCGGGCCGUCAGGGACCUGGGGCCCAUCAUCAGCACCGGGCUGCUGCACCUCACGGAGGACGGCGUGUUCUGCCCGCUGGCUGUUGCAGAUGGGGGGAAAAGCUCCCCUCCUUCCAUCAAACCCGGUGAAGAGGCCCCGGUCGCUAUCAAACUGGACGAGAAGGAGGGCAGUGAGGCCAGUGACAGCAAAGAGAAGGUGGGACUUGGCAGGACCAGUGAUCACCCUGGGGGGGAAAAGUAUUCUCCCAAGGAGCUGCUGGCACUGCUGAAGUGCGUGGAGGCAGAGAUUGCGAACUAUGAGGCCUGCCUGAAGGAAGAGGUGGAGAAGAGGAAGAAAUUCAAGAUCGAUGACCAGAGGAGAACCCACAACUAUGAUGAGUUCAUCUGCACCUUUAUCUCUAUGCUGGCCCAGGAAGGCAUGCUGGCGAGCCUCGUGGAGCAGAACAUCUCUGUCCGCAGGCGGCAGGGAGUCAGCAUCGGCCGCCUGCACAAGCAGAGGAAGCCGGACCGCCGGAAACGCUCCCGCCCCUAUAAAGCCAAGCGUCAGUAGCCUGGGGGUCAAGACUGUGAGAAGCAGCAGCUGGGCUCUGUGGCUUUGGGCAGUGGCACUUGGAUCUCUGUUACCCUUUGCCCAAGGAAGAGGGACCGCAGUGACAAGCCCUCGGCUGAGCUGGAGCCUGGGGACAAAGAGAAAUCGGGUUUUCCUCAGCCCGAGUUGUGAAAGGCAGAAAUCUGUUGUCUCAAGGGGAGUCCCUGCCGCUGCAGCAGAAGGCAAGCUGGAGCGCCCAGUUGCCUGACCACACCGCGGCAGCGCCUGCAGGCUGUGGGGCCGCGUCUCGGCACCGUGGCUGAGGACUGCGCCAGGAGGGGAAGAGCCCACCUGGCCGGUGGCAGGUCUGGCAUUGUGGGAAUGCCAGCGAUGCCCAUGCGAGGCUGUGCUGGCCGCAGCGGGCUGGGGCUUGUGUCCUCCUGCGUCCAGGCCUUCAGCUCUGCACUUCCCCAGGACAUUUGUGUCUGUUUUCCAUCCCGCUCCCUCCCUGCCCCAAAUUUAUUUUUGGUUCUGACCCACGCUUUGGCUGUUGCUGAGCGAGGCAGCUCCUGGACAGGGCCUGCUCUCCUGCAUCCACCCCCCCACCCUGCCCAGCUCCCAGCACUGGUGGAUGCAAGGCUGGGCCGUGCCCCUGCGCCCUGCCCUCGCUGCUCUGGGCCUCCUUUAUGUUGAUUCUGUUGGUUUCAAUGGCCAACCAGAGUGCUAUUAUUUCGAAAAUAAUGGGGAGGCAGCACCCCCUGCCAGUGCAGCCGGGCUCCCCCCUGGGCCUUGGCAGCCCUGCUGCCGGCUGAGGAGGGGUGGGCUCGUCCCUGGAGCUGGAUCCUGUGCCCCUUUCCUGGGGAGCAGCUCUGUGGCCCUGGCAGUGCCUGUGGCUUGCAUGGGGUUGCUCCAGGCCCGGUCCCCAGAGAAACCCUGUGAAUUAUGAACAGGCAGUGUUCAUAGGGUGGCCUCGGUGCUGCUGGGCACAGCCCUGGGGUGGACGCUGGGUGCGGAGUCACUUGGUGCCCCGGUGAAGCCUUUUGGCAGGGGAGAGGCAGCUGGCUGUGUAAUGCUCAAGGUGGGAUGCGGACUGGGGGGGGUGUGUGGCAGCCUGUUUCCUACUGCAGCAUGAGGGCCUGGCCUGCCUCCCGCCUGCUGCCUCCCGCCAGCCCUGCUGUGGUCUUCUCCUGCCUGUCCCCGGCAGAGAUCUCAGAAGCCAGGGGUCGGCACCUCCCCAGCGGUGUCCUGAAGCGUGGCUGAGCCAAGGGGAGCUGCCACAGGGAAGGACUGAAUUUUGCAAAUGUGCAAAUUCGUACAGCUCUUGGCUAUGGAAUGGAACUGUUCUUUUGGUAGUUGUUGAAGGGAAGAAAAACCCUUCUGUCUCUUGCUGUGUCUAAUAUCAUGUUAUGUAAAUAAUGGAUCUGUCUGAAGGAAUAAAGCUAGCCUGUAACAGCCA